CCGCGCCUCGUCGCGGUCAUGGACGCGGACGUCCCGACGUACGACGAUGAGGGUGGUCGCCAGCGCUCCCCCGAACCCGACGUCGACGUCCGGGACGCCCCCGUCGACGCGAACGCGCCGCGCGACCCGUCGUCGACGGCGCCGCCGCGACCCGCCGACGAGGUCGAUUCGACGACGAUAACCACCGAUGACGCCCGUUUCUUGAUCGGCGCCAAGGGCGCGACGAAGCGUAAGCUCAUGCGCGUCUCCGGCGCGCGGCUGGAGAUCACCGCGAUCGAGGGCGACGCCGCGGAGGGGCAGAGACUGGACAUUUCGGGGAGCGCCGAGGCGCGCGCGAAGGCGAAGCGAUACGUGGAGUGGGUGCUGCGACAGCGAGUGGGGAAGAUAAUCGUCGAUACGUCGACGGUGAUGGAGGAUGUGAGCGUGAUGGAAGUGCCCGGGGAUUGCACGGCGUACGUCACGGGGAAGGCGGGUCAAGGUUUGCGAAGGAUUGAAGCCGACAACGGGACGCUGCUGUUCUUUGGCAAGCCGACGACGGAUCCCGAGGACGCGCCGGAGAAGUUGAUUAUAUGCGGGGAUAGGAAAGGCAGGCGAGGAAGCGAACUUCAAGUGAUGAGUUCUAUCGAGCGUAAGAUUCCUGGGACGUUCGUGGACGAGGAGAAGAAGCUGAAGAUUAGGUUUGAGCAGCCGGGAGACGGUUUGGGAGACGGCUGGGGUUUCGACGUGUGGCCGUUCGCGAACGAGGAAGAGUUGAGUUUCGCGGUGGGGCGUGAGGGAUCGACGCGAAGGAAAAUCGCGAAGGCGUCCGGGUGCUCGUUUGAGUACGUCGGCAUGCUCGGCAUCAUGACUGGCGAUCGCGACGAACGCGCGAGAUGUUGGGACUACAUUCGAUGGUUGUUGAAGCAACAGAAAGGGACGUUAGGAACGGAUAUUUCGUUUAAAGAUCGCAACGAUGUCACCGUUUUCCCGUGUAAAUCUGGCUUCGGCGGCAUCAGCCGUAUCUACGGCACAGGCGGCGCCACGCUCCGGCUCAUCGAACAAAACACUGGAACGUUUUGCUUCAACAUACCCGAUCCGGAUGAUGAGCCAGAGAAAGAACUAGUGCUCAUUUUCAGUCACGAUAAGGGCGCGCGUGGGCGGGCUAGAGACGCCAUGCGCGACGUCUUGAACGGCCAUCGAGUAUCGGCGAACGGCGGGAACGGCGGCCAGCAACGGUGCUACGACUUUAGCGUCGGUCGAUGCCGACGCGGUAAUAGCUGCAAGUGGGCGCACAUCGUUCCACCCGGCCCGCCGGGUCCAUCGCGAGGAGGCGAUAGAGGGCGAGGAGGCGAUAGAGGGCGAGGAGGACCGAGUCGUGGAGGAGGUCCGCGCCGCGACGACAGAAAACCGUACAGUCGCCUCAACGAUACCUGGGGAGCGAUGGCGGACAGAUUAGGAUGAAAACGUAUUAUUACGCUGUG
Molecule: messenger RNA, 1460 nt
Organism: Ostreococcus lucimarinus CCE9901
Lineage: Eukaryota; Viridiplantae; Chlorophyta; Mamiellophyceae; Mamiellales; Bathycoccaceae
Exons: 2
Coding region: 19-1440 (473 amino acids)
Molecular function (GO): metal ion binding; RNA binding
Source: RefSeq, a predicted model, not a curated record